GAGCUAUCGGACGAUUCGGACUGGACGACCGAGUCAUAAUCCAACUCCGAUCGCUCUAAGCCUCAGUCACGCCCACUGAAACAACUUCGUUCGACGAAGUUCGAACGAAGUUGUUCGGAUUCUUAAGAUUAUUGCAAGAUACCCGUUCCAGUGAUUCACCAAUGGCCUCCACAAAUGGAUUAGUGGGCGUACAAGGGAAGCAACCACUUUUCUCUUUUGGGGUUAUAUCAGAUGUCCAGUAUGCUGAUAUUCCUGAUGGUCGCUCAUUCCUCGGAGUUCCCCGAUACUAUCGUCAUAGUAUUCUAGUCUUGCAAAGGGCAGUCAGCAAAUGGAACAGCCUCCAGAAGCUGAAAUUUGCAAUCAAUUUGGGGGACAUUGUUGACGGGUUCUGCCCUAAAGAGCAGUCUUUAACAGCUGUACAGGAAGUUGUUCAGGAAUUUGAGAAAUUUAAUGGGCCUGUCUACCACAUGAUUGGCAAUCAUUGCCUCUACAAUCUUACUCGAGAAAAAUUACUCCCUUUACUGAAGAUUCCUACUCUGGAGGGGCAUGCCUACUAUGAUUUUUCUCCAACUCCAGAAUAUAGAUUUGUGGUUCUUGAUGGCUAUGACAUUAGUGCUAUUGGUUGGGCCAAGGAGCAUCCUAACACGUUGGAGGCCUUGAAACUUCUGCAGGAGAAGAAUCCUAAUGCAGAAAAGAACAGUCCAGAGGGAAUGUGGGGUCUUGACAGAAGAUUCCUGAUGUUCAAUGGAGCAGUUGGGAGGGAACAGUUGAAAUGGCUAGACAAUGUCCUUCAGGAUGCUAGCAUGCAUGAACAGAAGGUGGUGGUCUGCUGCCACCUACCUCUUGACCCAGGUGCAUCAUCCAAAGAAGCUCUUCUGUGGAAUUAUGACGAAGUUAUGGAUGUGAUUCAUAGAUAUAACUGUGUGAAGGUUUGCCUAGCUGGUCAUGACCACAAAGGUGGGCACUCAAUUGAUUCACAUGGAGUUCAUCAUCGUGUCCUUGAAGCUGCUUUAGAGUGCCCGCCAGGCUCAGAUGCAUUUGGUCAUGUUGAUGUGUACCAUGACAGGUUAGCUCUUUCCGGAACUAACCGUAUGAGUAGCACUGAGAUGGUAUUUCAUUCCUGAAUUUACUUAUGAUUGAAUGAUCAGAUGUGGCAUCUCUCAUGCGUUUUAUUAGCACUGAGUGUAUGCCAAUUCAUUUGUUUAUAAAGAAAAGACAUCUUCAGAUGGCUCCAAAACCUUGAGACUCAGGUGGGGGGCUCUGUAAGUAGAUAGUUAACUGGGAUAUUUUUAGUUCUGAGUAUUGGGACAUUUUCCCUUUUAGAGGUGUGCA
Messenger RNA from Telopea speciosissima, 1332 nucleotides. RefSeq names its product manganese-dependent ADP-ribose/CDP-alcohol diphosphatase. Bases 162 to 1124 code for a protein of 320 amino acids. Gene Ontology annotation, molecular function: 2',3'-cyclic-nucleotide 2'-phosphodiesterase activity; CDP-glycerol diphosphatase activity; manganese ion binding. The record is from RefSeq and is a predicted model, not a curated record. Lineage: Eukaryota; Viridiplantae; Streptophyta; Magnoliopsida; Proteales; Proteaceae. The transcript is spliced from 2 exons.